Sus scrofa (pig) is the source of this 6470-nucleotide messenger RNA. The record is from RefSeq and is a predicted model, not a curated record. Lineage: Eukaryota; Metazoa; Chordata; Mammalia; Artiodactyla; Suidae.
UUAAAAAGACAAAAAAAAAAUUAAAAAGAUUUACUUUUUUCACACCAGGUGAUGACUCAAGACUUGAAGCCCAUAGAGGUUAAAUAGUGCUGUAGGAUUAAUGCAGCGGGCAAGGGGCUGGAGCAGGAAUAUUUGAGCCCAGUAUUGGCUCAUUGGAGAGGAGACCUUCUAGCACCUUUUCAGAGGGCCCCGCCCAGAGAGCCUGGGAGUUUAAACCUUUCAGGACGAGCAGAAGCUGUUUUCCUACAAGAGCGGGGAGUGAGAAGGAGGCAAGGCAAGCACAGGGCUGAUGCCUCUGGGUCAGAGAGAAGUCCCCAUGGCUGAAGCUUCAAACCCAAGGGACGGGCUUGCCAAGACUUGAGGCUGGAGAGUUAGGCAGGGGCCAGAUCGACUGGGUUGGCAGGCCAGCUCUGAAGUUUGUUCCUUUUUCCUGAGGCAAUAGGAAGCCAUUAAGCAGGGCGGUGACACGAUCUGAUUUAUACCAUAAAAGAUCUCUUGGGCUAUGGGUGGAGAACAUAUUAAGGGAAACCUAGAGAGGAAGAAGCUUGGAGACACCUGGCCUACUCUGUGUUUGGAGAAGAGAGGGAGCAAACGUGGUGCCCCGAAGUAGCCUCGUUAGAGAAGAAGUAUUGUUCCGAGCCAGGUGGACCAGCCAACUCAGGGAGAGAGAAGUGUCUCCAGGCUUCAGACCCUGCCUCCACUUCUGAAAGGUUUUGGAAAUCCCUUGUCUCCAGGUUGCUGGAAUUGACUUCUUGCUCAACUGAAUCACUCACCCGAUGGAGACAAAGAGAACUAAUGCUUUGUGCUGACUCAUCUCUGAAUCAAAGCACCAGGGAGUCUGUCUGCCUCGUUUGUGGAAGGAUCCAGUGAUAGCCUCUAUCACUGAGCUUCCUAAGACUUCUGAAGAUAAGAAGUUGGAGGAAUACACAUUUUCUUUUGCAUUUUUAUAACAAAUCUUUUGCUCUAGUUUUGAAGCCUCGGGCUGCCGGGUGCGUGCUGAGUGACAAGUCUUUACAAGUGGCCUUAUUCCAACUCCAGAGAUUCCUCAGCCGGAUUCUUAUUUUAUAUACAAUCCUGAAGAGACAGGAAACAUGCCAACGCAGUCCCUCUUGGUGUAUAUGGACGGACCAGAAGUUAUUGGCAAUUCUCUUGGCAGCCAGAUGGAGAUAGAUGAUGCCAUGACAAUAAAAGGGGCCACCACGGUUCCUUUCAGAGCCACGCAGGAGAAGAACGUGAUCCCGAUGGAAGGGUACAUGCCCUUGGACUGCAUGUUUUGCAGUCAGACCUUCACACGUUCGGAAGACCUCAAUAAACACGUCUUGAUGCAACAUCGGCCCAUCCUCUGUGAGCCCGCCGUCCUGCGAGUGGAAGCCGAGUACCUGAGUCCUCUUGACAAAGGUCAAGUGAGAGCGGAACCUCCAAAGGACAAGAAUUGCAAGGAAAACGAAGAAUUUAGCUGUGAAGUGUGUGGGCAGGCGUUCCGAGUCGCUUUCGACGUCGAGAUCCACAUGAAGAAACACAAGGACUCGUUCACUUACGGGUGUACCGUGUGCGGAAGGCGAUUCAAGGAGCCGUGGUUUCUGAAGAAUCACAUGCGCACACACACUGGGAAGUCGGGGGCCAAGAGCCGGCUGCAGCAGGGCCUGGAGAGCCCGGCGACCAUCAACGAGGUGGUGCAGGAGCACGCGGCCGAGAGCGUCUCAUCUCCCUACAAGAUCUGCAUGGUUUGUGGCUUUCUGUUUCCAAAUAAAGAAAGUCUCAUUGAUCACAGGAAGAUGCACACCAAAGAAACGGCUUCCUCCGGCGGCGGCGGCGGCGGCGCGCAGGCGGAGUGUCGGCCGGAGGGCGCGCCGUCCCCGGGCCAGGAGUUGCUGCAGUUUUUAAACUUAAGACCCACGUCUCACCCCGAGGUCGCCAAGAAGCCGGCCAAAUGGAUCCCCCAGCUGGACCCGUUCACCACCUACCAGGCCUGGCAGCUGGCCACCCGGGGGAAGGUGGCCGUGUGCCGGGAAGUGAAGGAGCAGCCGGGCCAGGAAGGGAGCACGGACAACGACGAGUCCUGUUCAGACAAAGAAGAGCUGGGGGAGAUUUGGAGCGGGAGUAAAAGCCAUCCCGAAGCUUCUGCAAAGUCCAAGACGAGCAAAAGCGCUUGUCCAGGCCUCUCGCAAGAUAAGGAGAAGCCUCGACACCCCACCGGUGAAGUGCCUUCCGCCGACGCCGACCCCAAGGUAUCCACUAACAAGGAGAAGCCGACGCACUGCUCCGAGUGCGGCAAAGCUUUCCGAACCUACCACCAGCUGGUCCUGCACUCCCGGGUGCACAAGAAGGACAGGAGGGCGGACGCCGAGUCGCCGACCAUGUCAGUGGACGGGAGGCAGCCGCCGACGUGUUCCCCCGACCCGCCCCCCAGCCUGGAUGAGAAUGGAGCCAUGGAUCGAGAGGGGGGCUCCGAGGACGGGUCCGAGGAUGGGCUUCCAGAAGGGCUCCACCUGGAUAAAAAUGAUGAUGGAGGAAAAAUAAAGCAUCUUACAUCCUCAAGAGAAUGUAGUUAUUGUGGAAAGUUUUUCCGUUCAAAUUAUUACCUCAAUAUUCAUCUCAGAACGCAUACAGGUGAAAAACCAUACAAAUGUGAAUUCUGUGACUAUGCUGCAGCCCAGAAGACCUCUCUGCGGUAUCACUUGGAGAGACAUCACAAGGACAAGCAGGUGGACGCCACCGCCGAAGUCAAGAGCGACGGGAAAACCCAGGAGACCGAAGAUGCACUUACAACCGUUGACAGUGUGCAAACCAAAAAUUUGAAAAGAUGUUUUGAUGGUGCCAAAGAUGUUAAAGGCAGCCCACCUGCAAAGCAGCUGAAGGGGGUGGCCCCUGCCUUGCAGACCGUUCUGGGCAGCACUGUCCUCGCACCAGUACACAAAGAUACUCAGGAUUUCAGGAAGAAUUCAGCUGACGACAGUGCCGAUAAAAUGAGCAAAAAUCCUGCUCCUGCUUAUUUGGACAGGUUAAAAAAGAGAACAGCCAUUGAACCUCAGGCAAACAACCUCAUCUGUAGGACAGAAGUGGACACCCCCUCUCCCCCCGAGGGCAGUGCUGCCCAUCACGGCCCAGUCAGCCACAGAGAGAAGAAAGCGGAGGCCUCGGACUGCAAGUACCAGCCAGGCCCAGACUGUCAGGAAAAACCCUUGAACUUGUCCCUCGGGCCGCUCCACGGUUGCCCGGCAGUUUCUUUGGGUAAAAGUGUAACCACAAGUACCACCUGCCCGUUUUGUACCUUCAAGACGUUUUAUCCAGAAGUCUUAACCAUGCACCAGAGACUGGAGCAUAAAUACAAUCCUGAAAUCCAAAAAAACUGUCGAAACAAGUCUUUGCUGCGAAGCCGGCGGACAGGAUGCCCACCUGCUCUGCUAGGAAAGGAUGUGCCCCCCUUGCCUAAUUCCUACAGGCCCAAGCCCAAGCCCACCUUCCCGGCGCAGCCCAAACCCCUGCCCGCCGAGAAGGCGAAGCCUGCGCCCCCGGGGCCUGGCGGCAAAGCCCCUCCGACUUCAGGGAUCGACCCCAGCACUUUAGCCCCAAGCAACCUGAAGUCCCAUCGGCCGCCGCAGAGUGUCGGGGGCCCCGGGGCCCCGGCCACCAGGCCGGCCUCCGAGAUGUUCGCCAAAACCAGCGUGUCCCCGGCCCCGGAUAAAAGCAAGAGGCCCGAGCCCAAGCCCAAGCCUCCCGCUGGGGCCCCAGCUCCGGCCGCCCCGGGCGCUGUCAACGGCUGCGCCGACCACCCCCCCAAGAAUGACGGCCCCUGGGCGCCCCCGGCCAGAGACUACUUCUGCGGCCGGGCUGGCGCCGAGCUGGGCGAGCCGCUCCCCAAGAGGCCGCGGCCGGAGCAGCCCGGCCCCCACUACCGCCGGGGCUUCGACCUCCCCAAGUACCACGUGGUCCGCAGCCUCACGUCGCUGCUGCCCCCCGAGUGCGUGUGCCCGCCGCCCACCAUGCUGCCUGCCAAGCCCCGCUUCCUGGGCGCCGGCGAGGCCGACGCAGCUGGGGUGCUGACCGCGCAGAAGUCCUUCGCCGGGGCCGGCCUGUACGCCUGCGGCCCCGCGGGCCCGGUGGCCGGCGCGGCGCUGGAAGGAAAAAGGCCUGUGUCCUAUCAACACUUGUCUAGCAGCAUGCUACAGAAGCGAAACUAUGAGAAUUUUAUUGGGAACGCACAUUAUCGACCAAAUGACAAAAAAACUUGAUUUCCUGUUUUGGGGACAAAAGGUCUUGAUGGAUGUAAGUGUGUACUCUCCACGGAAUCAAAUCAGUUCAUCCUUUGAAAAAGCAACUGGUGAAAGCUACUGAAAUAAGCUGUGAUUGUACUGUACAUACAACAUACAAGGAACACUACGGUUUUGUAAAGUUGUUCUGUUAACUUUUGUACCAAAUAGCAAUAAAAACUAGUUGGAACAGCUGGGUUGUACACAAAUGGAGACCGGACAUCUCUAUUUUGUCCUGAAUAAUAUUUUUUUUAGAAUUGACCAAAAAAGAAGUUUUUUGCAUACUUGAGCGCUGCUGAAAAGAAAUCCUUUGGGGCGGGGGGUGGGGAGAAAGUAUAUACUGCUUGCACCUCAGGUAAAAAUGUGUAAAUAUAUGUUGUAAACCUGCUUGUUUAAAUACUGUGUGUAUUCUUUUUCUCUAAUGUAGCUCAUCACGCUGAGCAAGUUUCUGCUACUUGUCCUCUUUCAUUUAAAAAUGUACGUUUUUUAAAAAAAUUUCUCAAUGAUUUGUAUUAUGUUAAAUCCUCCUCAGUCUAUUGUCUUAACAAAAAAGUGUAAACGGAAGCAUCGACCAUCUGUGAACACGUGCUGCGCAUACUGAGGUCAGCUCUUCUGAAUUUGGUGCCCUUUUCCUGCACAUUUCAGUCUGUCUGUCACCUGAGAGAGGCCCAGACCCACAAUCCUUUCCUGAGGGGACCGGUGGUGGUUCGUGGGGAGUUUUACAGUGUGUGCGUCUGCGGAGAAACUUCCCUCCGCCAGGCCGGCCACACGUGCGGUAAACGUACCAGAGUGCAUACGGAGUUACUGAAAUUUGUUUUCUAUCCAAUUAAUCAUUUUUGUUGGACAACUUGUGGGCCGUUUGUUUGGCCUUUGCCUAAAUUAGCAUGUCGAAAUAGAAAUGCUCAAUUCUACCUGUGACUGACUGAUAUUGGAAGCAAUUUCAAAAGCAAUGAAAGUUCUGGGGAAACGGUAGGUCUGUACUUGGACGUCUUGGUGUGUCUGGCGAUUGGGUUAACUGGGCGUGUUCAGGCUCGUUGCAGAGACACGGUUCUGCAGGCUGCAGGCGCCAGGCCCGCUGGCCGAGCGCUCGGGCCCUCUCUCGGGCUGCCUGAGCCUGCUGGGCCUCGGGGAGGAGGUGCCCUCUUUUGAGAGCUCGGCCGCCUGCCCAUUCCUGGUGGUUUCCCGCGGCGUACCUGCAGUUGGAGUUCCGUGGAGAGGCUGGCCACCAGCUGGCUCGCUGGCUGUUGUAAACUUCUCUUCCCGCCAUCCACUGUCCGUGGCUGGGUAUAGGGCAGUACCUGGGGUUCGCGACCACAAAAUACUUCAUUAAGAAACCUGCUUCAGACAUAAAUUUGCACUGUUCGUUUUUCUUGCCCUGCCCUUCUCCAUUAGAGCGAGGGUGAUGUCCUAAAAGAAUCUUGAUUUUUGUGUUUAUUUUCAUUAUGCGACACGACUCCUACUUGACAGAGACGUCUUAACCCCCUCGUGAGAAGGGAGGCCUGACUUGAGACCGUCUGCUGGCACCUGCAACAAAGUGCUUUGUACCGGGAAGGCGUACACUGUCGACCUGUUCUCCUGUUCACAAGCUGAGCCAUAUGUACAUAAUCUAGAUUUUUGUUUUCAUAGUUUUGCACUUUUAUAGCCUAUUUUUGAAGAUUAACACAUUUUCAAGAUGAUUGACCCUGUCCUUACCUAAUCCAAUGAGUGUUACAGAGAGCUUGCUGUGACGAGAAGUAUAAAUCUUAAAAGGGGAUACAUGAUAAUAGAGGGCUGAAAUUUAAAUCUGUAUUUAAAAAAAAAAAUCACCAAAUCUAUUUGAAAACAAGUCAAUUCAUGUUAUGCUGAAAUUUUGGGGGCUUUCAGAUUUCUCCUUUUUAACCACAUUUCUGAGUGAAUAAUAAAAAUAAGUUUUGUUUUUUUUUUUUUCCACAGCCCUUGUACUCCAAAAUUUUUUUUUUUUUUUUUUUUUAGUCCAUCAGUAUUAACUAUUGGGAUACUACUGGUUUUGUUUUUUUUUUUUUUUUUUUUUGAGACAGCAGUACAUAUAAUAGAGGUACAGUGCGUUGGAUUUUUGUUUAUGUAUUUAUUUCAUUCCAGUUUGAUUUAUUUUAAUUGUCGAUACUUGUCAAACAGUAGACAUUACUUGUUUUAUUUAUGAUAUAUUUCAGCUUAAAGUUAUGUUAUUAUAUGUGGAUGUAAAUAUAGAUUUGGUGUUUUGCA